This is a messenger RNA of Bipolaris zeicola 26-R-13, 528 nucleotides long. RefSeq lists its product as uncharacterized. Bases 1 to 528 code for a protein of 175 amino acids. The record is from RefSeq and is a predicted model, not a curated record. The transcript has 2 exons. Lineage: Eukaryota; Fungi; Ascomycota; Dothideomycetes; Pleosporales; Pleosporaceae.
AUGCCGUUAAUAUCAGCAAACAACAUGAUACGCAGCAUAUCGCUGUUCCACCUCACCCUCGCAGUUACCCUGCUGAGGAAUCCCGCCUUGAUAGCGAAGCAGGGCAUCGUUCUUGUCCUUGAGCAAUCAAUGCAACUCCCCACACCGCACGAAUUCACCAAGCCCUCUGCAUCAAUCGCCUUUCUGGCCGUCCUCUUUGCCUUUAUCGGCAUCAGCGAUCUGACGUCUCUCUCGCUUCACGAACAAAUUUCCGACGAAUACUGGGGUCUCCAAGCACCCGUGCGCCUAUUCUUCCUCUUCGCCGUCACCGGUUACUCGUACGCAUUCAAGGAGGGCGGUCUACUUGGGGCAAAGGGUGCGGACUACAGAGCAAGCGUGGGUGCGGGCUUGAAUAACAGCAUCCUCUUUACCUGGGGUUUCUUGGAGAUUGGAAUAUGGUUCUGGGUGUACACUGCGUUGAGGGAGGAGAGGGUGGCCAAAGCAAAGAUUGUUGCUGAGAAGCAGGCAAGGGAGAACAAGCAGCUUUAG